CCCCCCGCGGGAUGAGGCUCCUUAAAUAGCGGCUCAGGCGGCCCCUGCCGCCCUGCCCGGCGCCUCUCCCGGUCUCGCCAGCAGCCCUUGUGCCGGCUGCGUCCUCAGCGCCCGCUCGGAGCGUCGCGACCCCGCUCUUCCUGGGAUCAGAAGCACACAGUGAACUUCCAUCCAGAGCAACCAUGUUUGAAAUUAAAAAAAUCUGCUGUAUUGGUGCAGGUUAUGUUGGUGGGCCAACAUGUAGCGUCAUUGCACAUAUGUGCCCUAAAAUCAAGGUUACAGUUGUUGAUGUUAAUGAAGCUAGAAUCAAUGCCUGGAACUCUGAUACGCUUCCAAUUUACGAGCCAGGACUCAAAGAAGUUGUAGAGUCCUGCCGAGGAAAGAAUCUCUUCUUUUCCACCAGUAUUGAUGAUGCCAUUAGAGAUGCUGAUUUGGUAUUUAUUUCUGUUAACACUCCAACAAAGACCUAUGGGAUGGGAAAAGGUCGGGCAGCUGAUCUGAAGUACAUUGAAGCAUGUGCUAGGCGGAUUGUACAAAAUUCAAAUGGCUAUAAGAUCGUCACUGAGAAAAGCACAGUCCCAGUACGUGCAGCAGAGAGUAUUCGUCGGAUAUUUGAUGCCAAUACAAAACCUAAUUUGAAUUUGCAGGUGUUGUCUAACCCAGAAUUCCUAGCUGAAGGAACAGCUAUCAAAGACCUAAAGAACCCAGACAGAGUCCUGAUUGGGGGAGAUGAGACUCCAGAGGGACAGAAGGCAGUCCAUGCUCUCUGUGCUGUGUAUGAGCACUGGGUACCCAAAGAAAAAAUCCUCACAACCAAUACUUGGUCCUCUGAGCUUUCCAAACUGGCAGCUAAUGCUUUCCUUGCCCAAAGAAUCAGCAGCAUUAACUCAAUCAGUGCUCUAUGUGAAGCUACAGGAGCUGAUGUUGAAGAGGUAGCAAGAGCCAUUGGAAUGGACCAAAGAAUAGGAAAUAAGUUUCUAAAGGCCAGUGUUGGAUUUGGUGGUAGCUGUUUUCAAAAGGAUGUUCUGAAUUUAGUGUACCUUUGUGAGGCUCUGAACUUGCCUGAGGUAGCUCGCUAUUGGCAACAGGUGAUAGACAUGAAUGACUACCAGAGAAGGAGAUUCGCUUCCCGUAUUAUUGAUAGCUUGUUUAACACGGUUACUGACAAGAAGAUUGCUAUUUUAGGAUUUGCAUUCAAAAAGGAUACAGGAGAUACAAGAGAGUCUUCCAGUAUUUACAUUAGCAAGUAUUUAAUGGAUGAAGGAGCAAAGCUCCAUAUCUAUGACCCUAAAGUACCAAGGGAACAGAUAAUCCUGGAUCUCUCUCACCCAGGUGUCUCAGAAGAUGACCAAGUUUCUCGGCUAGUCACUAUUACUAAAGAUCCAUAUGAAGCCUGUGAUGGAGCUCAUGCCCUUGUGAUCUGCACUGAGUGGGACAUGUUUAAGGAGCUGGAUUAUGAGCGCAUUCACAAAAAAAUGCUGAAACCAGCUUUCAUCUUUGAUGGUAGGAGAGUUCUUGAUGAUCUUCAUAAUGAGCUACAAGUCAUCGGCUUUCAGAUUGAAACAAUUGGGAAGAAAGUGUCUGCAAAAAGGAUUCCUUUUGCUUCUUCAUGUGAAAUUCCAAAGUUCAGCCUGCAAGAUCCACCUGUCAAAAAACCCAGAGUAUAAGUUUUAAUAGGUACUUAAGAAUCACCGUGGACCAGUGUGAAUUUUUAAAAGAGCAUACUGUUCUUAAUCUGUAAACCUAUUUUACAUUAGAGAUGAUAGCAGUGUACUAGGUACAUGUGAACCCAGAAUCUAUUUUCUAAUCUCUCUAUUUUUGAAAUUAUUGUAUUUUUUUCGGUUCUUGAAGACUAUACGAGCCUGACUGGUUUUACUAAUCAAUUUUUAUGAACAUUUACUUCAGUCAGCGAACUUUUGCUUUUAGAAAUACUCACAAACUGCACUUUAAAUUUUAUAAACAACAUAAAGGCCAAAUGUAAUUGACAGAAUUGUUCUUACUUUGAUCCAGGAAUAAGUGGUACUCAGUAGUGUCAUUUUCUUUGCUGAAGAUUUUAAUUUGAUUUGGUAUAAUUUUGUUUUCCUUGUUGCCUGAUCUAACUCAUGUGAAAGUCGGUGGAAAGAUUGUAAUUGACUUUUAUCAGUGUUGGAUUGAGCCAUUAAACAGAGUAUAGAUCUGGUUUUAACAAUGAGGCCACAAUCCUGAUUGGGACCUCUGGGCAUCAAUGCAAUAUAAUAAUUAAUAAUUGUAUCGGGGAGCUAGAUCCCCAUCUGCCAUUAAUUCUGUAAUGGGCUUGCAACAAUAAUGUGACCUAUCAGA
Molecule: messenger RNA, 2319 nt
Organism: Pelodiscus sinensis (Chinese soft-shelled turtle)
Lineage: Eukaryota; Metazoa; Chordata; Testudines; Trionychidae
Gene: UGDH
Product: UDP-glucose 6-dehydrogenase
Biological process (GO): glycosaminoglycan biosynthetic process
Cellular component (GO): nucleus
Molecular function (GO): UDP-glucose 6-dehydrogenase activity; NAD binding
Source: RefSeq, a predicted model, not a curated record